This is a messenger RNA of Neopelma chrysocephalum (saffron-crested tyrant-manakin), 4880 nucleotides long. It is a transcript of the gene TIE1, whose product is annotated as tyrosine kinase with immunoglobulin like and EGF like domains 1. Gene Ontology annotation, molecular function: ATP binding; transmembrane receptor protein tyrosine kinase activity; protein binding. Lineage: Eukaryota; Metazoa; Chordata; Aves; Passeriformes; Pipridae. Gene Ontology annotation, biological process: cell surface receptor protein tyrosine kinase signaling pathway; positive regulation of kinase activity; multicellular organism development. Bases 749 to 4243 code for a protein of 1164 amino acids. The transcript is spliced from 23 exons. The record is from RefSeq and is a predicted model, not a curated record. Gene Ontology annotation, cellular component: signaling receptor complex.
CUCAGCCCCUUUCAGCCCGGGCAGUGUUCCCUUGAUGGGCCACUGCAGGAGUGAGUCCUGCCCGGCACACGGAGCCCAGGUGUGGCCGCUCUUCGGCACCCGGCCCGUGUCGGCGGGAGGCCGAGGCCUGCGAGGUGUGCGCGGCCUCAGCUCCGCCGCACGCCGCUCCCCGGGGGACAGCCGUGCAGGGCAGCUCCCGCCGGCUCCUGGAGUCAGGGCUGUCUCCAAACAAUGGGUGGAGAGCAGGAAACGCCGCAUGGGAAACAGGAUUUGGCUCCGCCGCCGCCACCAGCCACGGCCCCUUGGCCCCUUUCCUUUCCCUGCUCCAGAGAGCCCUUCCCACAGCCAUCAGCCGCGGGGCUGCACCGAGGGGAUGGGGAUGCUGCCGCCUGGCUGGGCUGGGGCGUGAGGCACCUCCUGGCGGGCUGGGGGUUCAGCAUGGCUCAGGGAAUGCUGAUCACACAGCCCUAGCCCUGGAGGAGUGGGCGGCUGGCCACUGAGCAAGCAGGAACAGAGGCAUCUUUCUCUCCGUGCCCAGGCUAUGCACCAGAGAAGGUGGUCUCGGCUGCCCUGGAUGUCAAGCAGCAGCGUGGAAGCAAGAUGGGGGGCACGGGCAGGGGGCAGGGGUCCUGAGGUGCCGCUUACUUGGAGCCUCUAGGCAGCCACAGCCUCCAGCGCUGACCCCCGUUGGCUGGGACAUGCUGGAGAUUUUCUGACCUCUGCCAGAUUCAGAACACGCUCCAAGGACAUGGGACUCCAGGUUUAUCUUCUGCUUCUCCUCCCACGCCUGGCAGGGGCCAUCCUGGACAUCACCCUGAUCGCCAAUGUGCAGAGCCUGUCCCACUCCGACUUCUUCCUCUCCUGUGUCAUGGGGGAGCACGACGUGAGCUACCUGCAGAUUGAGCGGGAGAACAAGAUCGUGAUGACGCACCCCAAAACGGGCUUUCAGAACUACCGCAACCGCAGCAACCACGUGCAGGCCAGGGGCUUCUCCAUGGCCGACCUGGUGGGGAUCCUUUACUGCCUGGGGCGCACCCCGACCGAGCAGGCACAGGUGGUCUAUGUGCACAACAGCCACAAUGCCCACCUCUUCCCAGUGAAGGCCACACAGUCUGUGAAUGUUGCUGAGCCAGCCACCUUCUCUGCCAGGAUCCUCAAGAGGAAGGAGACAGAUGUUAUGUGGAAAAGAAAUGGUACCUACUACCAGACCACAGACCGGGGUGAGGUGCAGGGUGACCGCGUCGUCCUGACGCUCCCCAACGUCAGCGUCAGCGAAAAUGGUGUCUACAGUGCCACGUUCAUGGGGGACAGCCCUCUGUGGAGUGCCUUCUACCGCCUCAUCGUGAGAGCCUGCCCCGCAAAGAAAUGGGGACCGUCCUGUGAGAAGGACUGUCCCGACUGCCUGAACGGCGGCGUCUGCCACGACCACGUUGGUGAAUGUAUCUGCCCUCCAGGGUUCAUGGGCACCCGCUGUGAGCGAGCCUGCCGGGAAGGGCAGUUUGGCCGCAACUGCCAGGAGACAUGCCAGAGAGCCCAGGGCUGCCGGGGGCUGAGCUUCUGCCUGCCCGACCCCUACGGCUGCUCCUGCGCCUCGGGCUGGAGCGGCUCCCGCUGCAACCAAGCCUGUCCCCCCGGAUUCUAUGGCCCUGACUGUGCCCUGGAGUGCACCUGCCGAAAUGGAGGCAGCUGUAACCGCUUCAGUGGCUGUGUCUGCCCGGCAGGCUGGCAUGGGCAGCACUGCGAGAAGUCAGACCGGUUCCCCCAGAUCAUCCAGCUGGCCUCAGAGCUGGAGUUCAACCUGGGCUCAGAGCCCAUUGUCAGCUGCGUGGCCACUGGCAACCCACUGCCCACCAGUGACAGCGUGGAGCUGCGCAAGGCUGACGGCACCGUGCUCAAGCUCAUCAAGGCCAUCAUCGAGCCGGGACAGAUCACCUGCGAGUUCCAGGUGCGGCACCUGAGGAAGGAGGACACAGGGCUCUGGGAAUGCCGGGUCUCCACAACCGGGGGCCAGGACAGUCGGAAAGUCAAGGUCAACAUCCGAGUGCCACCAACGCCCCUGAGCCCCCCCCGGCUGCUGGCCAAGCAGAGCCGCCAGCUCGUGGUGUCACCCGUGGACUACUUUUCUGGUGACGGACCCAUCACCUCCAUCAAGCUGUUCUACAAGCCCAAGGAUGACAAUUCAGCAUGGUCAUCCAUUGUGGUCGACAACAGUGAGAACAUCACCCUCAUGAACCUCCGGCCGGUGACUGCCUACAUUGUCAAGGUGCAGCUGAGCCGGCCAGGGGCUGGUGGGGAGGGCAGCAAGGGACCUGAAGCCAUCAUGGUGACUGAGUGCCUUGAGCCCACAGUCAAGCCUGUGAUUGAAGGCUGGUCCAUAGAAGAGAAAAACACGCUUCAUGUCAACUGGAAGUUGCCAAGUAACCACGAGCCAGCACACGGCUUCAUAGUCCACCUCUUUGACUCUGCAAGGCGCCUGGUCUCUGAGAAGAACAUCACAUCCAUCUCUGUGCUCUCUGCCCGCCUCGGGGACCUGGAGUUCAACAAGGAGUAUGGGCUGGAGGUGCUGGUGUACCACUGCACCAGCCUGGGCCCGCCCUCCGACCCCUAUAAGGUCAUGAUCAACAGCAAAGGGCCCUCUGCCCCGCGGUUGCUCUCGGCAGACUCCGUGUCUGACACCGCUGUCAGGCUCUCCUGGCAGGUCCCUGAGUACCCCAAUGGGGGCAUCACCAAGUACAUAGUGGAGCUGCAGCAGGUGGGGGGCACCAGUGAACCCCAGUGGAUUGACACUGACAGCGGCGCCGAAACCACCAAGGUCAUUGGGGGCCUCAACGCCAGCACCAGCUACCAGUUUCGUGUCCGCGCCAACUCCCAUGUCCCAGGGGAAUGGAGCCAGCCCCUGAAAGCCAAGACUCUGGGAGACGGAGCGCUGAGCGUGCCGCCCAGCCUGGGCAGCCAGAGCACUGAGCAGGCAGGAAUAGACCAGCAGCUGCUCUUGGCCAUCGUUGGCUCCGUGUCCGUCACCUGCCUCACCAUCCUCUUUGCUCUCCUGGCGCUUUUCCUAAUCAAGAAGAAUUUUUUCCACCGGCGCCGCACCUUUACGUACCAGUCUGGCUCGGUGAGUGCCGCCUGCCCCACCAGGACCGUGUCCCCUGCUCCCCACGUCCCAGCCCAAUCCAGGUCACGCUCCGUAGCCUCCAGUCCGGAUGCAGCCAGACCUCACUUCCACACAGAGAGGGGGGAAGAGACCAUCCUGCAGUUCAACUCGGGGACCCUGACCUUGACACGCCGGCCCAAGCCGCAGCCUGAGCCCCUCAGCUACCCCAUCCUGGAGUGGGAAGACAUCAAGUUUGAGGACAUGAUCGGAGAGGGCAACUUCGGGCAGGUCAUCAGGGCCAUGAUCAAAAAGGACGGUCUGAAAAUGAAUGCAGCCAUCAAGAUGCUGAAAGAGUUUGCUUCAGAGAAUGACCAUCGGGACUUCGCUGGGGAGCUGGAGGUGCUGUGCAAACUGGGCCAUCACCCCAACAUCAUCAACUUGCUGGGUGCCUGCGAGAACAAGGGCUACCUGUACAUCGCCAUUGAGUACGCUCCCUACGGAAACCUCCUCGACUUCCUCCGCAAAAGCCGAGUCUUGGAGACAGACCCAGCCUUUGCCAAGGAGCACGGCACUGCCUCCACACUCACCUCCCAGCAGCUCCUCCAGUUUGCUUCAGAUGUGGCCAAGGGGAUGCAGUACCUGAGUGAGAAGCAGUUCAUUCACAGGGACCUGGCAGCGAGAAACAUCCUGGUGGGAGAAAACCUGGCCUCCAAGAUUGCUGAUUUUGGCCUCUCCAGAGGGGAGGAGGUCUAUGUGAAGAAGACAAUGGGCCGUUUGCCAGUUCGCUGGAUGGCCAUCGAGUCCCUGAACUACAGCGUGUACACCACCAAGAGCGAUGUGUGGUCAUUUGGCGUCCUGCUAUGGGAGAUUGUCAGCUUGGGAGGGACACCGUACUGCGGGAUGACGUGUGCCGAGCUCUACGAGAAGCUGCCCCAGGGCUACCGCAUGGAGAAGCCGCGUAACUGCGACGACGAGGUGUACGAGCUGAUGCGGCAGUGCUGGCGUGACCGCCCCUACGAGCGCCCGCCCUUUGCCCAGAUCUCCAUGCAGCUCAUCCGCAUGCUGGAGGCCAGGAAGGCCUACGUGAACAUGGCCCUGUUCGAGAACUUCACCUACGCAGGGAUCGAUGCCACGGCCGAGGAGGCGUGAGGCUGCACUGGCACUGUGCAGAGGGGUGAUGCUGGCACCAACCUGCAGGGACAGUGCUGUGGGGACAAUGGGCUGCUCAUCCCCAUCCAGGACCAAGUGGCCAAAUGCUGGUGUCCCUUCCAAGAGCACCUUCCUUGCAGCAGGACUCUGCCAUCUCCUCCCUGGCUGCCCACGCAGCGUGUGCUGGCCACACUGCCAUGGCAUCAGCCACCCACACAGCCCCACGCUGCUGGGGGACAUGCUGGGAUGGCCCCCAAGGACAAGCAGCAGCACGGUGCUUGCAGCACAUUGGCCAGGAGAGGGGCUCUCAGGAGCCUGAGCCCAAUGGACACAAACGCUCAAGCUUUGGGGCAAGAGGGGGAAGCAGCAACCCAGCAUCUGCCCACCCUGCAACUCUCAGUGUGCUCUGGGCCUGAAGUGGUGCCAGCAGGGCUGUGAGCAUCCCUGACGGUGUGGGAUGGGGCCACCCUGGUGGGUGCAAAGGGAUGGCUUUGGCUGUGCACAGCCUCCAGCUCUGCAGUGACCCUCUGGAGGUGUCAGCUCUGCCUUACGGACAAUAAACAUCGUGCAACAGGCAGCUGAGUACAGAGGAGUGGUGGUGGGGACCCAGCUCUACCCUGCUGACAGCACUGUGGAA